AUGAUUAGGUUUACGGUAUUUUCACUCUUUGUUCUACUCUUUCUCUUAUUCGUUUGCACUGAGUCUUCGGCCAAGACUGCUAAGUAUGAUGAGUCUGAUGACUCGGACGAAAACGACGUCGCCGCUGUACCGUCAUGUUGUGGGUUUUCGUCGCCUCUUCUGAUCAAGAAAGAUCAAUGGAAACCUGUCUUCGAGACAACGCUUGGGCUGAUCUCAACCGUUCAAAUAGGCGAUGGAUGCGGCGGGAUGGGUCCUUACAAAAUACAUUCCAUAACGCUGGAACCAAACGCGCUUUUGCUCCCUCUUCUUCUUCAUUCCGACAUGGUCUUCUUUGUCGACUCUGGAAGUGGGAUUCUGAACUGGGUCGAGGAGGAAGCGACAAGUACUGAGAUAAGACUAGGGGACGUUUACAGGCUACGUCCCGGUACAGUUUUCUACUUACAAAGCAAACCGGUUGAUGUCUUCCUUGGAACCAAACUUAGGGUUUACGCAAUCUUCUCCAACACCGAGGAAUGUUUACAUGAUCCUUGCUUUGGUGCGUAUUCAAGUAUCACAGAUCUCUUGUUUGGUUUUGAUGAGACAAUUCUCCAGUCAGCUUUUGGGGUUCCUGAGGAGAUUAUAGGGCUGAUGAGGAACCGUACACAGCCACCAUUGAUAGUGCAAGAUAGUCUGAGCACACCUGGUGAGGCAGCCAACACCAACACCAAUACAUGGCAGCUCCAGACGCGAUUACUCAAACUAUUUUCGGGAGAUGUGGAGAACAAGAAGAAGGAAAAGAAGGAGAAGAAAAAGAAGAAGAAGACAAAGAACGCAAAGACAUUCAACGUAUUCGAAUCCGAACCAGAUUUCCAAAGCCCUAACGGACGUACCAUAACUAUAAACAGGAAUGAUCUUAAAGUAUUAAAAGGCUCGAUGGUUGGAGUUUCCAUGGUUAACCUAACUCAAGGAUCAAUGAUGGGACCACACUGGAACCCAUGGGCUUGCGAGAUAUCCGUUGUCGUGAGAGGAUCAGGAAUGGUUAGAGUCCUUAGGAACUCCAUUUCAAGAUCAUCAUCUGAGUGUAAGAACAUGAGGUUUAAGGUAGAGGAAGGAGAUAUUUUCGCGGUUCCACGGUUACAUCCAAUGGCUGAAAUGUCUUUCCUUAGUGACUCGUUGGUGUUCGUUGGGUUUACUACUUCGGCUAGGAAUAAUGAGCCGCAGUUUUUGGCUGGGAGGAGCUCGCCUUUGUGGUCGCUUGAUAGGGAGGUGUUGGCUGCGUCGUUUAAUGUGAGUGAUUUUAUGAUUGAGGGAUUGUUGGGAGCUCAGAAGGAAGCGGUUGUGUUGGGAUGUCCUUAUUGUGCGGAAGGAGAGUUUGAGAAGCUUAAAGGUGAAGAAGAGAAGAAGCCGUGGCCGCCUGAGCAACCGCCACAACCGUUCCAGCCGCAGCCACCGCAAGAAGAACCACAGCAGCCACCGCAACCGUUCCAACCGCAGCCACCACAAGAAACACCACAACCAUUCCAACCGCAGCCAGGGCAAGAGGAACCACAAGAACCGCAAGCAUCAAGGGAGGCGAAGAUGAGAGAUGAGGAGAGGAAGAGAGAAGAAGAAGAGGCGAAGAGGGAAGAGGAAGAGAGAUGGGAACAAGAAGAGAAGUUGUGGCCGCCUCAGACUCAGUGGCAAGACGGAGAAGGAGGAGAAAACGCUUAG
Eruca vesicaria subsp. sativa (arugula) is the source of this 1689-nucleotide messenger RNA. NCBI's taxonomy places the organism in Eukaryota, Viridiplantae, Streptophyta, Magnoliopsida, Brassicales, Brassicaceae. The record is from the annotation of a GenBank genome assembly.